AUGCCCGAAAUUCUCAAAUGCCCCAAAUGCGACGCAAACGCCGAUGUGACAAAAGAUGGUAAAUGGGCACAUUGUGCUUCGUGCAACAACAUCUUCCAGCCCAGCGAGAGCCCUGAUAUCAAGGAAGGCGAGAAGGAAGAGGCAAAGUAG
Molecule: messenger RNA, 150 nt
Organism: Aureobasidium namibiae CBS 147.97
Lineage: Eukaryota; Fungi; Ascomycota; Dothideomycetes; Dothideales; Saccotheciaceae
Exons: 3
Coding region: 1-150 (49 amino acids)
Source: RefSeq, a predicted model, not a curated record